AUGAUAGCCCUCGCAAUCUUCGACUUCGACGGCACCCUCUUCGAUACACAUGAAUCCAUCUCCCAAACCAUCAAACUCACCUUCGAUGCCCUCCUUCCUACGCACAGCCCUCCCCAAUCCGAAAUCCACCGUCUGAUCGCCAGCGGAGCCGGCCUAGCGGAUACCUUCAAAGCCCUACAUCCCACCCCGGCCGAAUUCACUUCGACCGCUGAGAACGAAUGGAUUGAAAAAUACCGCGCUCUCUAUGCCAUUCACGGCCAAUUACUCAUCAAAGCCUUUCCCGGCGCCAAGGAUCUCUUGACCGAACUCAAUGCCCACAAGAUCCCCAUCGCCAUUGUGAGUAACAAGGGUGUAGCCGCUGUGAAAACGGCGCUGGAGCGGAAUGAUCUGGAUGGCUACGUGCCCGAAGAUUUAAUCAUCGGCGAUAAGACCCCCGGGGCAAAGCGCAAGCCGGAUCCUGCUAGCUUUGUGGAUGUUCUGAUUCCUGUCUUGAGGGAGAGAUAUGGGAUGGAGGAGGUUGACUCGGAGAGGGUGUUGGUGGUGGGUGAUACGGUGGCGGAUAUUCAGUUCGCAAGGAAUAUUAAAAGCAAGGUCUGCUGGUGUCAGUAUGGGUACGGAGACCAGAAGGCUUGUGAGGAGUUGAAGCCGGAUUUUGUGGUUGAUUCUUUGGGGGAGGUUGUGGGGAUUGUAAAAGCCUAA
Messenger RNA from Penicillium robsamsonii, 699 nucleotides. RefSeq names its product HAD family hydrolase. Gene Ontology annotation, biological process: dephosphorylation; DNA repair. The record is from RefSeq and is a predicted model, not a curated record. The transcript has a single exon. The coding region runs from base 1 to 699 and encodes 232 amino acids. Lineage: Eukaryota; Fungi; Ascomycota; Eurotiomycetes; Eurotiales; Aspergillaceae. Gene Ontology annotation, molecular function: phosphoglycolate phosphatase activity.